AUGUCAAAGAUUGCGAAUCUUGAUUUCAGUGCUUUGAAAAGCAAUGGUGACAACUACCUGGAAUGGGCGCUUGAUGCAAAGAUCAUGCUGCGAUCAAAAGAUCUUGGUGACACAAUCACCAAAGACAACAAUUCCAGUGACAAAGACAAGUAUAGAGCUAUCUACAUGAUACGCCACCAUCUCCAAGAGAACUUGAAAACUCAGUACAUGACCAUGGAAAAUCCAUAUGACCUUUGGAUCGCUUUACAGCGAAGAUAUGACCACCAGAAAACGGUGUUGCUUCCAAAGGCUCAAUAUGAUUGGAAACACAUAAGGUUCUUGGACUACAAAUCAGUAGACGAGUACAACUCAGUCCUGUUCAGAAUUGUGUCCUUGUUAAGGUUAUGUGGUGAAAAAGUAACCGAGGAAGAGAUGCUUAAUAAAACUCUCUCCACGUUUCCUCAAACCAACAUGGUAUUGCAACAGCAGUACAGAGAGAGGAAUUUCGCCACAUAUACUGAGUUGAUAGAAUGUCUCUUGUUGGCUGAAGCUAACAACGAACUGUUAUUGAAAAACAGUGAGAUGAGACCUCCUGGUACAGCUCCAUUACCCGACAUCUCUAAGCUGGCUAUAGAGCCAAAGAAAGAGAGUAACCUUGUCCGACCAUCCCGGUCCAAACCGUGGAAGAAGUCAAGGACGAGGUCGUGGUUCUUUUAA
Messenger RNA from Brassica napus (rape), 696 nucleotides. RefSeq lists its product as uncharacterized. The record is from RefSeq and is a predicted model, not a curated record. The transcript has a single exon. NCBI's taxonomy places the organism in Eukaryota, Viridiplantae, Streptophyta, Magnoliopsida, Brassicales, Brassicaceae. The coding region runs from base 1 to 696 and encodes 231 amino acids.